AGCCCCGCGCGGCGGUACAAGGUCAGCAAAGCACACAGGACGUAGUAUCAAUAGGACAUUGCGUUCGUGAUGGACGAACCUUGUUACCGCAUCAGGCAGCAAGGAACUCAGUCCUUAAAAUUUCGAAUCCAUCGGUCGACGCUGUGGCUCUACCCCCAGCUUGCAUUUGCCAAGCAUCAGAUGUGCAAUGUGUUCUGCGUAUGGAUGUUCCAGAGUCCGCUCCACCGCCGUUGAAAGGUCCACCUAUGGCGGCUUCUGCAACAGUUGGUUCUAUUGGAAGACAACUGCAUGCUCGACCGAAUCAGCGUCACGGCUGAGACCCGACCAUUUCCGCCCGCAUUGUUCUCGAAAAAAAAAAUCUAGGAAACAGGACACGACGGGGGAAAAGGAAAGGGAACGGGAAGCUCCGCAGGGUAGUGUGUGUUUGUAUAUAGUCAUGCCACUCCCUGUUUUGGCAUCCCGUGCUCCUUCCUCCUCACCCCGACUCAAAACCUCACCAUACGCAUCACACACUCUCUGGCCUCUUGAGUUGCUCACCAUUGGCUCCUCCAUGUCGGCAGAUUCGCGUCCAUCUGUUUUAUCUAGUCCAUCGGUAUAGAGCAACAACAGCAAAAAACAUCCACUAAGAUUCUGUUUGCGCCCGUAUGGGUUUGACUGAACGACUCCAUCAAUUGAUACCAUUGCCAUUGCAACUUCACUCGUAUACGAACGACCUG
Messenger RNA from Talaromyces proteolyticus, 716 nucleotides. RefSeq lists its product as uncharacterized. The transcript has a single exon. The record is from RefSeq and is a predicted model, not a curated record. NCBI's taxonomy places the organism in Eukaryota, Fungi, Ascomycota, Eurotiomycetes, Eurotiales, Trichocomaceae. Bases 188 to 598 code for a protein of 136 amino acids.